UUCCGUUGCAAACGGAUCAAACAUGUCAAACAUGGCAAAGUUUUGACCCCAGGAUAAUCAAUAUUUGAGUCGCAAGGCGACAGAACCAGAUAUCAUGGUAUGAUUGUCGUUUUGCUUCGACCGGUCAAUUCAGCAAGGAAUAAACAAUGGCCCGAGAAGACAGUCCCAAACGCCGGAAGCUGGACUCAGACCGCUUCACUCCAACAUCAUCCCAGCACAUUUACGCCCCCCGAAGUCGGCUCCACCGCAACAGAGAGGACAAGUAUGGCAGCACCAGCCGUGCGUCCACCCCCCGCGGAACACGCAAUGGAGAUUCAACCCCACACCAGGAGACUUUCCAAGGCGUAGAACCUCUUGUCGACAUCGAAGACACCCUUGCACUGGACCGGGACUGGUACGCUGGCGAUGAACUAGGACAUACUUUCGGUGACGAGACGCAUAACCCAUUCGGCGGGGCCGACAGCACAUGGGCAGAUCAACAGCGGGAAGCAGCGCUGUCUGAGAAGAAGAAUAGCAAGCGUGUCAGUGCCCGCGCUGCGCAGAAGCAGAGAGAUGUCGACGCUUGGGAGACGAAUCGCAUGUUGACCUCUGGCGUGGCGCAGAGGAGGGAAUAUGAUGCUGACUUUGAAGAUGACGAGGAUUCUACUCGUGUACAUUUGCUCGUACAUGAUUUACGGCCACCGUUUCUGGACGGCCGGACGGUUUUUACGAAGCAGCUUGAACCCGUCCCUGCAGUGCGGGAUCCGCAGAGCGACAUGGCUGUGUUUAGUCGGAAGGGAAGUAAGGUUGUGCGCGAAAAGAGAGUACAGAAAGAACGGCAGAAACAGGCGCAGGAUGCCACUAAUGUGGCUGGGACGGCUCUGGGGAAUCUCAUGGGCAUUAAGGAGGAUGAGGGAGAUAGUGCUAUAGCAGUCCCCGGGGAGGAGGAGGCACAGCAUAAGGGUAGUAAAUUUGCGGCGCAUUUGAAGAAGAAUGAAGGAGCUAGUGCGUUUAGCAAGAGCAAAACUCUGAGGGAGCAGAGGGAGUAUCUGCCUGCUUUUGCAGUCAGGGAGGAACUCUUGAGGGUCAUUAGGGACAACCAGGUAGUUAUUGUCGUUGGGCAGACUGGUUCGGGUAAGACUACCCAGUUAACGCAGUUUCUUUACGAGGAUGGUUAUGCAAAACUUGGAAUGAUUGGCUGUACGCAGCCACGGCGUGUCGCUGCGAUGAGUGUUGCGAAGCGGGUCAGUGAGGAGAUGGAAGUUAAGCUGGGAGGGCUUGUUGGGUAUGCCAUUCGUUUUGAGGAUUGCACUAGCAAUGAAACAGCUAUCAAGUACAUGACCGACGGGGUGCUAUUAAGAGAAUCUCUAGUCCAGCCAGACCUUGACAAAUACUCUUGUAUUAUCAUGGACGAGGCCCACGAGCGAGCGCUGAAUACGGAUGUUUUGAUGGGCCUCAUUAAAAAGGUGCUUGCGCGCAGACGGGAUCUGAAGCUCAUUGUCACUUCAGCCACAAUGAAUGCUGAACGGUUCUCGAAAUUCUACGGAGGGGCUCCAGAAUUCUUUAUCCCUGGACGAACAUUUCCGGUGGACAUUCAAUAUUCGCGAUCGCCUUGUGAAGACUAUGUUGACAGUGCGGUGAAGCAGGUUUUGGCUAUCCACGUUUCCCAAGGACCUGGGGAUAUUCUUGUUUUCAUGACCGGACAAGAGGAUAUCGAGGUGACUUGUGAAUUGAUAGCGGAGCGUUUGGCUCUCCUAAAUGAUCCUCCGAAGAUUAGCAUUCUACCAAUAUACAGUCAGAUGCCUGCAGAUUUACAAGCUAAAAUUUUCGAUAAAGCACCGCCUGGAGUUAGGAAGGUGAUAGUUGCCACCAACAUUGCAGAAACUAGUUUAACUGUCGAUGGAAUCAUGUAUGUGGUCGAUGCCGGUUUUUCCAAGUUGAAGGUUUAUAAUCCGCGAAUGGGUAUGGACACCCUCCAAAUCACGCCCAUCUCGCAAGCAAAUGCGUCGCAGCGUGCUGGUCGUGCUGGGCGAACCGGUCCUGGCAAGGCCUAUCACUUAUUCACAGAACUUGCGUUCAAAAACGAGUUAUACAUCCAAACUAUCCCUGAAAUCCAGCGAACGAACCUGUCCAACACUGUGCUACUGUUGAAAUCGUUAGGAGUCAAGGAUCUACUCGAUUUCGACUUUAUGGAUCCACCGCCGCAAGAUACCAUUACUACAUCGUUGUUUGAUCUCUGGGCAUUGGGUGCCAUCGAUAAUCUUGGAGACUUAACACCAAUGGGUCGCCGCAUGAGUGCUUUUCCCAUGGACCCAUCUCUUGCGAAGCUUCUCAUCAGUGCGUCUGAAGAAUAUGAAUGUAGCGAGGAGAUGCUAACGAUCGUGUCAAUGCUUUCUGUACCGGGUGUAUUCUACCGACCCAAAGAGCGCCAAGAGGAAUCAGAUGCUGCUCGAGAGAAAUUUUUCGUGCCUGAGUCCGACCAUCUCACCCUGCUUCAUGUAUACACGCAGUGGAAAUCGAACGGCUACUCGGAUUCAUGGUGCAUAAAACAUUUCCUGCAUUCCAAAGCGUUGCGCCGUGCCAAGGAGAUCCGCGAGCAGCUGUACGAUAUCAUGACAAUGCAAAAGAUGACCAUAACAAGCUGCGGAACCGACUGGGACGUCAUACGAAAGUGUAUAUGUUCUGGGUAUUACCAUCAGGCCGCCAGGGUCAAGGGGAUUGGUGAGUAUAUUAAUCUCCGCACGAGCGUCACGAUACAACUUCACCCGACGAGUGCGCUAUACGGCCUUGGUUAUCUACCCGACUAUGUAGUGUACCACGAAUUGAUCUUAACUAGCAAGGAGUAUAUGUCUACCGUUACAUCUGUGGAUCCUCGGUGGCUUGCCGACCUAGGUGGAGUCUUCUACUCGAUAAAAGAAAAAGGGUACUCAGCCCGAGAGCGUCGUGUGACAGAGCACGAAUUCAACAGACGGAUGGAAAUCGAGGCGCAAAUGGCUGCUGAUCGCGAGCGCGCAGCUGAGCAGGAGCGGAAAAAGACCGAAGACGACGCAUUACGGAGGAAACGGGACGCGGAACGAGGGUCUGCUAGUAUGGGGGUAAGGACCGUGGUGAGGCGGCCUGCCUCUGGGACAACAGCUGUAAGGAGGCCUGGGUCUAAUGUGGCUGCCGGCGGGGGUGGGAGUGUGGUUAAAAGACCAAUUAUGAAAAGGGGUGCGAGGGGGUUUUGAUGCUAGGUUUUUUUCCCUCCUAGACCGGAAUGAGAUUUGGAAUAGAUUCAAACUAUGGCAUAUUUAGAGCUUUAGAGCUGUUUAUAUUUCUAUCUUGGAGACCCGUUAGGGAUGUAAAUUAGUCACGUCGAGGCAAAUGAUAUGUCAUUCUAACACACCAUGGGCUGUUCAGACCAGUGAGGGAUUGCACUGUUAUACUGGGUUUAACAAAUGACAUAAAAAUACUCGUUCAUAAUUUUACCAGCCCUGGGGACAUAUCUAGUCCCCGUGCCAUAACUCCCUAACGACUCGGAAACCACGCAUGAUAGUCUAUUUAAUUGGUCUCAAGACCUUGAGCAGUUGGU
Messenger RNA from Blastomyces dermatitidis ER-3, 3550 nucleotides. Its product is annotated as adenosinetriphosphatase. The transcript has 3 exons. The coding region runs from base 147 to 3206 and encodes 1019 amino acids. Lineage: Eukaryota; Fungi; Ascomycota; Eurotiomycetes; Onygenales; Ajellomycetaceae. The record is from RefSeq and is a predicted model, not a curated record. Gene Ontology annotation, cellular component: spliceosomal complex; intracellular anatomical structure. Gene Ontology annotation, biological process: mRNA splicing, via spliceosome. Gene Ontology annotation, molecular function: ATP binding; RNA binding.